UUCUUGGUCGUGGCUGGCGUGGUGGUUCCGUGAGCGAGGGAAGGACCAAGGACCAAGGCAGGGGGAAAGGCAAAGGUGCGCGCGCGUGGGUGGGCGUGAGCAAGGUGGAGCCAUGUCGUUCUUGGGCAGCGAGUGGCGCGGGCGACGGAGUCGGAUGCGGACUUCGCCAUCAUCGAACUUUAUCUCGGACAUGCAGGAUGUGGUGAACACGAUCCGUAUGACCCGGACGUCGUCGACCCAGUAUCUGGAUCGCCUGCUGGACACGUAUGGGUCGGCUCUGGAUCCAUCCCAGCGUCCGCGUCCGCAUCCGCCACAGACGAGCUUUGACGGCUACACGUAUCCGCCGGUUUCAGGAGGGACAGGGGCGAGUGGCGUUGGCGGAAGCGGCGGCGGCGGCAGGGCAGAGUAUCUGCAUUUGCCGGACGGGGCCGGCGAUGGCGGCGGCGGGCACGGGUCAAUCUCGAGCGGUGACGGGUCAUCGAUGUCGCGGCCACUGCUGUCGCCGCAGGCGACGCCUACGGGCUUGCCGCCGCUGGCGUUUCCGCUUGUGGAAGGAAGUAGGAUUGGCGGCGGCGGCGGCGGCGGUGGCGGUGGUGAUGGGAUUGAUGACGGGGCAGACGACUCGGCGCCGAUGGCGUCGUCGGCAGGCACGCCGCGGUCUGCACGGCACUCGCGGUCGCUCUCGAUGAUGUCCGGGCGGUCGUUUGGCGGUGAGGAAAUGCCACAGGUCGAGUUGCCAUCGUUCCGGCAGCUGGUGGAGUCUGGAGUGCCGUUUGUGCUCAUUCUUCUGACGAUUUUUAUGUUCCAUCACUUGGUGGGCAUUGCGGUGAGCCUGUGGCUGGGGACUGUGUUUUACUUUUCAAACGUGCACCUCAAGGUGCAUGUUGCGCGACGGGCAGAGCGGUCACGGGGAGUGCUCGCGGGCAUUCUCGCGGCGAUGGUUGUGCAUGUUGCGGUGGUGCAGAAGCUGUUCCGGUCAGCAGACCUUGACAAGCGGCUACUGCUGCUUCCGCCGCCCGAGCCGCUUCCGCUCGACGCGAUUGUGUGGGCGCUGGUGCUCAAUGAUUUCUGCGUUCGGUUUGUGGCGAUUGCACUCAAGGCUGGUGUGGUGAUGUGGUGGUCGAACUGGGGCGCGACGCGCGAGCGCGGGCAGAUACUCUCGAUGAUCGAGCUGACGCUCAACCUGUACCGGUCUGUGCUCCCAAUCCCACUGUGGUACACGUACUUUACGACGCAGGACUACGGAGUUGUCCUCUCUGCGCUGCUCACGCUCCAGUACGUGGCGUCCAAGCUGUAUCUACUGACAGAGCACGUGGCGCUGUACCUCGACUCGCUGCUCGCACUGUGGCGGGCGCACAACCAGUUCUCGGUCCCGGCGACCAAGGCGCAGAUUAUGGAGCACGGCGACAUUUGCCCGAUCUGCCAGGACGACUUUGAGGACGCGGUCAUUCUGCCGUGCAAGCACAUGUUCUGCGAGUCGUGCGUCACCGAGUGGUUCCACUACAACAAGACGUGUCCGAUGUGCCGGGCCGAGAUCCCGAUUGCCGAGACCAUUGCCCGGUCCGACGGGCAUACGUCGAUGAUGGCGAUUCUGUUCUACGGGUCGGACGAGGCCGGCAGUGGCGGCGGGAGCAACACGGGGCCGGAGAGCAUUCUGCCGCUGCCUGUGGGAGCAGGAGUAACACUGCUUCGGCUGGGGUCUAUUGUGGUGGACCGGCUGGCGUUCCACUCGCGCAAGUACGUGUACCCGGCCGGGUACAAGUCGUCGCGGUCGUGGUGGUCGGCGGUGAACCCGACUGAGCACACGACGUACACCUCGGAGGUUAUUGAUGCUGGCGGGAGAGCGCCCAUUUUCCGAGUCACACCAGCAGACAAUCCCGAGUCGGCGACGCAUGCUGACAACGCGACCGGAGCAUGGACGCCGUUCUCGAAGAUUGUCAACGAGGCGCGCGGGAUCUCGUUUAACGUCUCGGGACCGCACUUUUACGGCUUCUCGUCGUCGAUCACCCGGGCGCUUAUCGAGUCGCUGCCGGGUAUCAGUGAUCUCGCCAACUACAUUCCAAUGGACGCCGAGCUUCGGGCGUCGGCAGAGGAGGACAUCCGCAAGCAGCGCGCACUGGCGGCGGCGGCAUCGCGGUCCGGCAACACGAGCGUGCCGCGCAAGCGCAAGCGGUCGUCGAAGAAGGCUAGCGCGUCGUCGGCAAAGCGAAGCGGAGGGGUGGGCGGCGACGGCGAAGGCGACGACCGGUCGCCAAAGCGAGCCAAGCGGAUGAACUACGCAGCGCCCGAGGGCGUGGUCGUGCCGCGUCUGAUGAGCCACGAGGAGUAUGAGGCGUCCGGGCUUCCUCGGACGCAAGUCCGGUUCAUCAAGGCCGAGCCAGAGUAUGACGAGCACGGCAUGCCUGUAAUGCCGGUGGAGAUUGGGCAUACGGUGGUCAUUGCGCUCGGGAAGAUUGUCCACGACCGGCCGGGCUUCCACUCGACAAAGUACAUCUGGCCGGUCGGCUUCCGGUCGGUCCGCAAGUUCCCGUCAAUCGUCGACCCUGAGGUGAGGGUGCCAUACUACUGCGAGAUUGCCGACGGCGGGCACAAGCCAAUUUUCCGGCUCACCCCGUCCGACCGCGCCAAUGAGGCGUUUGAGGGCGACUCGGCGACCGGAGUGUGGCGGCAGGCUCUGGCGAGCGUCAACGACACCAAGAUCCGACUCGGCCAGACAGACAACAUGCUCCUUUUUGGCUUUGCCAACAACACGGUCGCAUUCCUCAUCCAGAACCUCCCAAAGGCCGACAAGUGCCCGCUCUAUCGCAAGCAAGUCUUUGCACUCGCGGUGCCACGCAACGCGGCGGAGACCCGUGGGCGGCCAACCAUCUCGCAGACGUACGGUUCGCAGUCGGAGGCGUACAAGUCGUCGCGGGCGUCGCCGCGGGCCGGUAGCCGAGCUGCGCUCUCGCCUUUGGCCACCCAUUCGGAGAUGGCUGGCCCGAACGGCGCGGCAGCAAUUUCGCUCGCAGCGCUCAAGUCGGAGCGGGUGGCGAACGGGCUGCUUGCCUCGCCGCAGGUUGCCAAGCCCGAGGCGGCGCUCGAGUCGAGUCUCGCCUCGCCGCGGCAUCACUUGCCGCAGGCGAGUUCUGCUGGCACGAGCGAGUCGCUCUUUGCCAAGUUUGAUCCCCACAACAUUGCCGCCCCGGAGCGAAUCGCCAGUGGCGGACGCAGCGAAGGCGGGCGCGGCGACGGCAGCAGCGUGAGCGGGCGCAGCGGGCGUGGCGGACUCGUGCUCGGCAGCUCGAUCCUCGGCCCGCCGCGGAUUUUUGGCCUUAAUGCGUUUGCGCAGCCGUCGUCGCGAGUCCAGCGCAUCCUGCAUCUCCAGCCGGACACGGUGUACACCGGCAGUACCCGACAUGACCCAGUGCCACGGCCCGAGCCUGUCUCUGCGAUCUCGGCUGACCUCUUGGCGCGAUACCGUGUGCUUGUGGAGGCACAAUUGUAG
This is a messenger RNA of Thecamonas trahens ATCC 50062, 3487 nucleotides long. RefSeq lists its product as uncharacterized. The record is from RefSeq and is a predicted model, not a curated record. Gene Ontology annotation, biological process: positive regulation of ERAD pathway. Gene Ontology annotation, molecular function: ubiquitin protein ligase activity. The transcript has 3 exons. The coding region runs from base 113 to 3487 and encodes 1124 amino acids. Gene Ontology annotation, cellular component: nucleus. Lineage: Eukaryota; Apusomonadida; Apusomonadidae.